AUGACGAUGUUGCCGGCUUAUGUGCAUGCUAUGCCGCGUGGGUGCGAGCGCGGCACGUUUGUCGCGUUGGACGUGGGCGGGUCGAAUCUGCGGAUCGCGGUCGUGCGGUUCACCACCAACAGCAACGAGAGCAGCACACGAGAGAUUUUGUACCAGACGGGGCAUGCGCUCGACGAGGCGAUACGGAAUUUAGACGGCCGGAGUUUCUUUUUGUGGAUAGCGAGUCAGUUGGAGGGCGUGGUUGCGGUGUCGCGGGGUAGUGGGUGGAUAGAUCCGGGGGUGGUUGAUAUUGGGUUGACGUGGAGUUUUCCGUUAGAGUCGCACUCGGUCAAUACAGGCAAGAUACUGAGCAUGGGCAAAGGAUUUACGGCCAUCAGCCAGGACAUUAUCGGGCUUGAUCUAAAGACGCUGUUCGAAGACAGCUGCGCCGCAGUCGGUCUCGAAGUGCGUCUGCGGGCGGUAGUCAACGACGCGGUUGCGGUCCUGCUCUCUCAUCUCAACGUCGAUCCCCGCCGGACCAAGAUCGGACUGAUCGUGGGCACGGGCGUGAACGCGUCUGUUUUAGUGCCGAGCACAGUGCUGGACGAAGAACGCCUCAUGCGGUGCGAUCCGCGCGAGAUCGAGCGGUGCUCGGACUGUGUUAUCAACACCGAGCUGUCGCUGUUUGGCGCGGGCGUCCUGCCGCGCACGCGAUGGGACGACGAGGUCGAUGCCGAGAACGAGAUCCCGGGGUUUCAGCCGCUGGAGAUGAUGUGUUCGGGGCGGUACAUGCCCGAGAUUGCGCGAAGGAUAGUGCGCGAUCGAGUGCUCAGAAAGAGAAAUGGGCAAGAAGAAGCAGCAACGGGCCUUGGGCGGAUAUAUGGACUCGACGCGGAGACGAUGUCGGUGGUGGAAGGCGCGCUGGACGUUGCGUUUGCGCGGCAGCAGCUGCUUGCGCGCGUGGGCGGGACUGUAUCAAUAGCGGAAGUACGCGCGAUGCGGUCGGUGUUCUACGCGGUGUCGUGUCGCGCAGCGGCGGUGAUUGCUGCCGCGCUGGUCGCGGUGACGCUGGCGGUGCUUCCGCCGGAAACCCCCGGCGGCGAGACCGGCGGCGCGGGCAGCGAGGUGGUUGUCGCGGUGACGGGCUCCGUGAUUGAGAAGUACGCCGGGUUCCGGGCGCGCGUGCAGGAGUUUGCGAACCUGCUCGGCCGGCGGUGGAACAAGCGACUGGUGAUUGCUGUCGAGCGCGACGGGCCGCUGCUCGGAGGCGCUGUCGGGGCGGCGUGCAACGAGUAA
Molecule: messenger RNA, 1275 nt
Organism: Myxozyma melibiosi
Lineage: Eukaryota; Fungi; Ascomycota; Lipomycetes; Lipomycetales; Lipomycetaceae
Exons: 2
Coding region: 1-1275 (424 amino acids)
Biological process (GO): glycolytic process; glucose metabolic process; carbohydrate phosphorylation
Cellular component (GO): mitochondrion; cytosol
Molecular function (GO): glucokinase activity; mannokinase activity; fructokinase activity
Source: RefSeq, a predicted model, not a curated record